Rhinolophus ferrumequinum (greater horseshoe bat) is the source of this 2883-nucleotide messenger RNA. It is a transcript of the gene MINPP1, whose product is annotated as multiple inositol-polyphosphate phosphatase 1. The coding region runs from base 325 to 1878 and encodes 517 amino acids. The record is from RefSeq and is a predicted model, not a curated record. NCBI's taxonomy places the organism in Eukaryota, Metazoa, Chordata, Mammalia, Chiroptera, Rhinolophidae. Gene Ontology annotation, molecular function: inositol phosphate phosphatase activity; acid phosphatase activity. The transcript is spliced from 6 exons.
CCCUGAGGCGCCUGCGACGAGGAAAGUCGCCCACGCUCCGGGACAGCAGAAGCCGGCUCCACCUAAGCCACAGGUCUCCGAAGCUCCACGGGUGUUUCUGUCAGCUUCACCUUAGCCACACGUUUACAGGGCUCCUCCAAGUAUCCCGCGGGGACCCAGGACCCUCCGCCAUUCACUACGGCUUCUGCACAGCCCAGCGCCAGCGCCGCGCGGAGAAUACCUGGGAACGGGCCGGAAGCGCCCUCCGUGCCCGCCCCCUGCCCGCCGGAGCCGGAAGUCGGCUACUCCAGUGGGUACGCCGCCCUCCGGGGGCCGCACCGCACCAUGCUCCGGGGUCCGGGCAGCCGCCUCAGGGUCACUGUAGCACCCGCCGCGGCCCUGGCUGUGGCUCUGCUCUCGUCGGUCUCGCACUGCUCCCACCCGGAGCAGAAAGAUCGUGAGGUCUUGCCGCUGAGCUCUUACUUCGGCACCAAGACUCGCUACGAGGAUGCCAUCUACAAGGAUGCCCACUCCGAGGAGCCGCGGCAGGACCUGUACCUGCUGGAGGAGGCCUGCACCCCGGUGCAGCUGGUCGCUCUCAUCCGCCAUGGCACCCGCUACCCUACUGCCAAACAGAUCCGCAAGCUGCGGCAGCUGCACGAUCUGCUGCAGGCUCGCCGGGCCGGAAAUAACAGGGCGGACGCCGGCGGCGGCAGAGACCUAGGCGCCGCGCUGGCCGACUGGCCGCUGUGGUACGAGGACUGGGUGGACGGGCAGCUGGUGGAGAAGGGACGGCAGGAUAUGAGACAGCUGGCACUGCGCCUGGCCUCCCUUUUCCCGACCCUCUUUAGCCGCGAGAACUACGGCCGCCUGCAGCUUGUCACCAGCUCCAAGCACCGCUGCGUGGAGAGCAGCGUCGCCUUUCUGAACGCGUUGUGGCAGCACUGCUACCCUGAGCUGCCGCUACCCGACGUCAAAGAGAUGGAGUGUGGACCACCAAGAAUUAAUGACAAACUAAUGAGGUUUUUUGAUCAUUGUGAGAAGUUUUCAAGUGAAGUGGAAAACAAUGAUACUGCUCUUUAUCAUGUAGAAGCCUUCAAAACUGGACCAGAAAUGCAGGACAUUUUAAAAAAAGUUGCAGCUACUUUGCAAGUGCCAGUCAACAGUUUAAAUGCAGAUUUAAUUCAGGUAGCUUUUUUCACCUGUUCAUUUGACCUGGCAAUUAAAGGUGUGAAAUCUCCUUGGUGUGAUGUUUUUGACACAGAUGAUGGAAAGGUAUUAGAAUAUUUAAAUGAUCUGAAACAAUAUUGGAAAAGAGGAUAUGGGUAUGCUAUUAAUAGUCGAUCGAGCUGCGGCCUGUUUCAGGAUAUCUUCCAGCACUUGGACAAAGCAGUUGAACAGAAAAAAAGUGCCGUCAUCACCCUCCCAGGCAUCCAGGUCGCAAACCUCUGCAUCGUUCUUCACUGUCUGCCUCAUUUUCUACAUCUACUCACCUUGCGGUGGUCUCAGCCGGUUUCCUCUCCAGUCAUCCUUCAGUUUGGUCAUGCAGAGACCCUUCUUCCACUGCUUUCUCUCAUGGGCUACUUCAAAGACAAGGAGCCUCUAACAGCUUACAAUUACAAGGAACAAAUAAAUCGGAAGUUCCGAAGUGGUCUCAUUGUACCCUAUGCCUCAAACCUAGUAUUUGUCCUUUACCAUUGUAAAAAUGCUCAGACUCCUAAAGAAGAAUUCCAAGUGCAGAUGUUAUUGAAUGAAAAGGUGUUACCAUUGGCUCACUCACAAGAAACUGUUUCUUUGUAUGAGGAUCUGAAGAACCACUACAAGGACAUCCUUCAGAGUUGUCAUACCAGUCAAGAAUGUAAAUUACCAAAGGUGAACAACACAUCCGACGAGCUGUGAAUAACUGGAGGACAUUUUAAUUUCAUUAGGAAUCCAUAGGGAGUGAUUACAUACUUGGAAUAAGUAGGCAAUCCCGGGUUACAAAAAGCUUUCACAUUGCUUGGGUAUUUCUGUCUUUUCACAGAAAAAUAUUGGGUUUCUUUUUGAGUCUGGACAUGGAUGUGUAAGAUGGUUCUUCACUGGAGCUGCUCUUUUAAGGGGGAAAAAAAUGUAUUCAAAGAAAUAGCUGGCACUGCUAAUGUUUACAGCAAUUAUAUUCUUCCUAUUUAUACAAGAAACUCACACUGAGAAUAUGUCUUCAAAAUGAUACUUGAAAGUACUGGAGUAACAAAAUAUGUCAUUUGGAUGAUCCAUAAGUUGAUUGAACUAAGUCUAGGAACAUUACCAGUUGUGCUGCAAUUCUCUCUUUUUCAUCUGGCGGCACAGUUCUAAUGUUGCCUUAAUGCGAAAUAUUGUGAUACAGUGGGAGUACCACUUUGGAAGAAAGCUGACAUCUCUCUUUUUGAGAGUUUGAAACAAUAUUAAAAACAGUCUGAUUUCAAAGGACACUUUCACUGAAGGAAGACAAAAAGUAUAAUAAAAUAAAUAUUUUUGUUAAUGGUAUUUAUGAAGAAUUUGAAUACUUUUCCAGUAAUUCCUUUUAACCUCCUACUAAGUCCUACAAGGCCAUUCUUUAAUUAUUAUCAUACCUAUUUUACAUAUAUAACAAUGGAAGGACAAAGAGGACCAUUAGCAACAAGUCAGAUGGAUGGAAUCAAAGUUUCUUAAAUUCAUUGCUUAACAAGUCAAUAUUUUGCUUCUAUUUUUAUAUUUUGCUAUUAUGUGAAAUACCUUUUGGUUACUUAAUUUCUUUCAUUCAUUCUUUCUUUCUUUUUUUUUUUAAAUAAAGACUUAGUCCUGGCUGGCUUAGUUUCAUAGAUACGAACCCAUUUCAAAGAAAUAGUUCUGAGUUCUGUCAAAUGCCAUGAAAGUGUUUGCUAUAAUAAUAAACAGAAUUCUUGUGAC